Molecule: messenger RNA, 3399 nt
Organism: Fonsecaea nubica
Lineage: Eukaryota; Fungi; Ascomycota; Eurotiomycetes; Chaetothyriales; Herpotrichiellaceae
Exons: 1
Coding region: 1-3399 (1132 amino acids)
Source: RefSeq, a predicted model, not a curated record
AUGUGGUUUGCAAAGAGAAGGUCGAGUCUCGCAGCCGAGUCCGCACAUACAGAAUCUGAGCCUCGUCGGAGAAAUCGCUUGUCUAAGCCCCCUACAGGCAGAAUCCCCUCCGGUGUGUCGACGUCCAGUCUCAAAGCUCAGGCGUCGCUUCCACAGAGCAAAAAUGCCAGCCGCACAGAGCUGUCGAUUCCGUCAUCCCCCGCUUCAGGCAAAGGUAUUCAGCAGCAAAAGUCGCGGGAUAGCGUUAUUGCCACAGACUCGGGCUCACCUCUCCGCACGCACAAGAAUGAUUCGGGCUUCAGGGUCGCCUAUAUGGUCAGUCAGUUGGAGGGCAAGGCUGCUGGAGCUGGGACAAGUCCAUCGCGAACCAUGCAACAACGAACGCCACCCCCUCAGUCACCUAUCAAGCCGCCGAAGCGGAAGUCUCUGUUGCUCCGGCGUCUGUCGCUGCAAAGGUCCUCCAGCAUAACCCGUACCCCUAGCAGUGAACGCAUCAAUCCCUUGGAGUGUGAUACCGCGGUGUUUUCAACCCCGGAUUCAGCGAUGGACAGAAUCCUCGAACCACAGCCCAUUCCCCCCAUGCGUCGAUCAUCCUUUGCUCCUGGCACAGCAACAAGAAAGCCAUCUCAAAUUGCUGGCAGGCAGGAGAGCCAGGGCCGUGAUCCCAUUCAAGAGAUAGAGGAGCGGCAGACAAUCGCUUUUGAUAUAGACGACUUUGACUGGCAACCUCCACCUCCUCCAAGGACAACUGGCCGUGCCGGUACGCCUUCAGAUAUAAGCUAUUCUCAUCUCGCCGGCCUGAGGCACGGCUCUCUGCAAAUCGUCAAUGGACGCGCAUCACCAGCUUUCAGUGAGGUAUCAAAGGUGUCGAAACACCUUCUAUCUGCCCCAGCACCACGGAGAGAUGUGUCAAGCGAUUACGGUGAUGCCGACGAAGAGUUCGAUUUAUUGGUCUCUGCAUCCGGCAAUACAUCCCACUUGGAGCCGAGUCCUCCGACGGGAAAUGCUGAGUGUCGGUACUUUAGUUGGGAGCACAAUGAUGAUAGAGCUGGGCCACGGAUUCACCCACUGCACAGUGUCAUGACAGCACAAGAAGAAACGCACCUCAUUUCGGCCAGCACUCCAGCUGAUGAUCAUACCUCACUAAUGGCGCAAGAGUAUAUCGCAGAGCUUGGUGUCGGCCCAUUUGACCAGCAACAGUCCAGCUCUCCAGUUGGCACUAUUAGAAGGACCAGGUCUGAAGGCUCGCUUUGGCGGGCGAGCCGAUGCUCGUCAUUACAGAAAACGCCUCCGCUCAACAAUGACCCGGAGUUUCCAUCCCCAGUCAGUACUCCAGAGAGGUCACCUUCGCCGUCUUGGUCGGUGGUGCGCAAGUCGAGCUUCAGAUCCGAAGAAAGUCGGGGUCGACAAACUCUACGUGAGAAUGAGGCAAGCGACGAAUCUCGACCCUGUGAUAGCCCUAUGAGUUGGCAUUCCCCCAUCGAACCAAGGUACUCUCUCGAUGAAGGCUUUCAGUCUGCAGUCGAAUUUCAACCCCAGCUGUCAAACCCUUCCCUCGCAAUUCCGUCUUCUCGGGCACCUCAAAAAUCGGACAGCGGCUACAGCUCAAGCAACUCGCUGCGGUCGUUUCAAAUGGCCAGGCCCACCCCAUCACCCACAAAGUUUAGGGCUUUACCAGAAGUUCCAGACUCACAGGUGAAUGUCGAUGUACAGGAGUCAGGACGUGUGCCAUCUUUCUCUGAACCUGGAAUCUCCAUUUUGAAGUCGCGCAGGAGUGAACCUUAUGUAUCGACAUUUUCUAAUCUUCAACCCAAUCCUGUAGCGUCAGCUCCGAUGCCCAUUGUCCCAACGACGACAGCCCCCGAAUCCGAUCCCCGCCCUACAAAUGGUACAAAGGCACGGAAGAAACUCCUGAAGAAGAGGCGCCCAUCAAGCCAACCUCCUGGCCAAGUAGCCCUUGUUCGAGUCCGAUCAUUUGAGUUAGACAACAUUCCCCAUGUCUCCCAAGAGGCACAAGAAAACCUUCGGAAACGCUCAUACGCCGUACCGGAACUGGACCAAACAUACUCCUCAAUGGGAAACAGAGCUAACAGUAACUCUACCCUGUUUCUCCCCCUGAACGAGGUCAGGUUUCCAUCUCCUGCUCCGGAACAAGUACUCCAUGCCAAGCGACCUCGGUCUCGCAGUCGUCGAAGAUCGUGGUUUGGUCGGUCUAAAGAAGAAAAGGCAGAAUCACGUAACCCUUCUGGAGUCAGUCAGGCUGAAGCGUUGGCUCUUGUCAAUGAUGUGGGAACCGCCAGCACCUCCUUCCCGACAGGCCAUUAUAACUUGACAGACGGUCCGCGCCCUAUUAAGGAAGACAAGACCGCUGCGGAGUUGUCCCGGCCUCGAACCCGAUCAAGACGGGACCGAGAUAGUACGAUAUCAGAUCGGAGAUCUUCUUUUAACGAUAGAGGGGGGUUACCUGGGAAGAAUCUAAGGCCUGCUAGUUUUGCCAGUGAUGCGCCACCCAUCACGCCGGAGAUGGUACAGAAGGCAUAUCGAACCUCAUCCAUCCAGAGACAACCUUCAAUGGGUAAUGAAGCAGGUCCUCCACCUCCACUACACUCACCCCGUCCUGCAUACAUUGAUUAUCAAGGGAACCACUCCGGUCCCAUGGCUCCUCCUCCGCCAUCUCAUUCCCCCCGACCCAUCGACAUAAGUCCGGAUCCAUGGGUUGCGCAAGCUGCGGUCUGGAAAGCUCGAAGACUGAGUGCGGGUGAGGGGCUGAGGCAACAAUCUUGGGGAUUACGACAACAUGAGCCAUACUACGAAGAGGUGGCGGAUGAGUUGCUUUAUCCGGUCAUUCCUCCACAACAGGGAGGACAGCAUCACGACUGGCAGCAAUCCCUCCCCCCCGAAGACUAUUCCUCCUCGUCUCAGGACUAUUAUGACGGAUGUCACAACUCCUCUCAGUAUCAACAGCAGCGGUAUCCAUCCAACGCAUUCUCGUACGACGCCUCCCACGACGCUGAAUUCGCGUAUGUGAGACAAACCCGGAAAAUCUCGCGCACUCAUGACCACCAACAAUCUCGUGGCCAAUCAGCGCAAUGGCGAGGUCCUUCGGGUGGCGGUUACUCUUCAUGCCCUGUGUCGUAUGCAAAUAGCGUCCGAAGCUUUGCUUCAUCGUUGGCCGAGGACUUGCAUCCAGCUGAUUUUGAGCGGCAACAUCCGCCCUCGACGUUCGGGCGGUAUUCGGGAGGCUUGGACUACGGUACCCAACGCGGAAACGGGUGCAGAGGUUCGGCUGGGACCAGGUCAAUGAGUGGGAAAGCCGAAGCAGCAUGGAAGGGGGUGUCUCUCAGGACCCGUGCUGGAGUCGAUCUUGGGGAUGGACUUAUGGCAAGAGGGAGAGCAUGA